GCGGCGACAGCGGUAGCAGCAGGUACGGCUGCAGCAUCAGCAGCAGCAGCAGGGGAGGGAGCAGGGCAGGAAACAGGGCUGACACCGCCAGUGAUGAGGGCAGCGACUUCUUUGGCCCUGACGAGGCAGAUUAUGGGGCGGAUGCUGUGGACGAUGGGCUGGAGGAGGACGGCGACCGCAGCGGCGGCAGCGGCGAGGGCUUGGGCAAGG
This is a messenger RNA of Monoraphidium neglectum, 210 nucleotides long. RefSeq lists its product as hypothetical. The transcript has a single exon. The record is from RefSeq and is a predicted model, not a curated record. The annotation marks the transcript as partial. NCBI's taxonomy places the organism in Eukaryota, Viridiplantae, Chlorophyta, Chlorophyceae, Sphaeropleales, Selenastraceae.